Molecule: messenger RNA, 681 nt
Organism: Mesorhabditis spiculigera
Lineage: Eukaryota; Metazoa; Nematoda; Chromadorea; Rhabditida; Rhabditidae
Source: the annotation of a GenBank genome assembly
AUGGAACUGGACCACAAGAACGCCGCCUACAAAAUCGUCGCCUACUCGGCGAUCGCGUUCGGCGCCGUGUCAAUCCUAUCCAUCUGCGUGACGCUGCCGAUGGUGUACAACUACGUGUCGCUGUCGAAGCGCGACCUGACCGUUGAUAUAAAAUACUGCAAAGAUUCGGCAUCGGAAAUCUGGGUGGGCGUGACGAAGCUGCGGGACCAGCCGAUUCUUGAUGCCAGGAUUUUGACGAGGGUCAAGCGUCAGCACCAACCGGUGGAGCUGCUUCCGAAGGAUCAACCGGAAACGCUGCAGCUGGAGGAGGAGACGGUCAGCCCGGGAUGGCCGGUCCGAAAGGUCCAUCCGGAAACCCGGGAAUGCCAGGAGCGCCCGGGCAGGCAGGUCCGCCCGGCACGGAUGCCGAGAUGGGCAGCCCGAUGCCGGCGGUGGCUGGAGCACCAGGAGGAGCUGGACCAGAUGGACCGAAGGGACACGACGGUAUGCCCGGGAUGCAUCAUGGUGCUGGACCGAUCGGGCCGCCUGGACCGCCGGGCCCUCCCGGCGCUCCAGGCAACCCCGGAAAAGCCGGCACAGACGGAACUUCCGGAAAGGACGGAGCGCUUGGAGAAAUGGGCAUCUGCCCCAAGUACUGUGCCAUCGAUGGGGGCAUCUUUUUUCGAGGACGGCACACGACGU